Molecule: messenger RNA, 1632 nt
Organism: Balearica regulorum gibbericeps (East African grey crowned-crane)
Lineage: Eukaryota; Metazoa; Chordata; Aves; Gruiformes; Gruidae
Source: RefSeq, a predicted model, not a curated record
UCUCUUGAUAGAGGUGGCCUCAGCAACAUGCUGUUUCAGUGCUCGCUACCUGAUACUAUUGAGACAGUUGCAGAUGAACCACGGAAAGUUCUCCUGCGCUUAUAUGGUGCAAUCCUGCAGAUGAGGUCCUGUAAUAAAGGAGAGUCUGUACAAUCUCAGAAGGAAAAUGACUUGCAAGGGGCAGAAGCUAUGGUUCUGGAAAGUGUUAUGUUUGCCAUUCUUGCAGAGAGAGCUCUUGGCCCAAAGCUGUAUGGAAUCUUUCCACAAGGGCGCCUGGAGGAAUUCAUUCCCAGCAGGAAACUAAGUACUGAAGAACUAAGCUUACCUGACAUAUCUGCUGAAAUAGCUGAGAAGAUGGCUAGAUUUCAUGGCAUGAAAAUGCCAUUUAAUAAAGAACCUAAGUGGCUUUUUGGAACAAUGGAAAAAUAUCUAAAUCAGGUGCUGAGGAUUAAAUUUACCAGAGAAUCCAGAACUAGAAAACUGAACAAACUCCUCAGUUACAAUCUCCCCCAGGAAAUGAAAAAUCUAAGAGCUAUGCUUGAAGCAACUUCAUCACCGGUUGUAUUUUGCCACAAUGACUGUCAAGAAGGUAAUGUCUUGCUUCUGGAAGGCAGAGAGAAUUCGGAAAACCAAAAGCUGAUGCUCAUUGACUUUGAAUACAGCAGCUAUAAUUACCGAGGAUUCGAUAUUGGAAAUCACUUCUGUGAAUGGAUGUAUGAUUACACAUAUGAGAAGUACCCAUUCUUCAAAGCUAGUGUUCUUAAAUAUCCUUCAAAGAAGCAACAGCUUCAUUUUAUCUCCAGUUACCUGUCUGCAUUCCAUGAUGGCUUUGAAAAUCUGAGCAGUGAAGAGAAGUCCAAAGAAGAAGAAGAAGUGUUGAUAGAAGUUAAUAGGUUUGCCCUUGCAUCACACUUCUUCUGGGGUCUGUGGUCUAUUAUACAAGCAAAGAUCUCAUCCAUUGAGUUUGGUUACCUGGAAUAUGCGUUAUCCAGAUUUGAUGCAUACUUUGAUCAGAAGAGGAAGCUGAAGGUGUGAUUGUGGGAGGAGUGGCCUGUUGGUUACUGUAUGAAGAGGGCAGCUGGACAGAACUUACACUGUGCUUAGGCUACUGUAUCUUAAUGAAGGUGUCACUGAAUUCCAGUUCCUUGGAAUGCAAGUGUACAGUAUUGAAGACUGUAUAAAAAUGACUUGUUUACAGUUUCAUAAAUACUUGGAAUGUGAUUGGGAGGCAAAAGUAAAAUACAACAGUGCAAUAUCUUUAAAUAUUUUUGAUCUAGAAGGUAUUUUAUAUUAUGGGAGAAGCUUACAAUUAAGUGUCAAUACCAUAUACAUCAAAGCAAACAGUGUUACUGCAAGUACAUUUGCUGGGAGGUGUUGGCAUUAUGCUUUGUUGUAAGCAGAACAGUUGUAAAAGAUGUUUCAUUGUAGACACUGCCUCUUAAUGAGAAGGAAAAGCAAAGGAGACAACUGUUAAACUGUGAAGUAGACUUAAAAUCUUACUGUGAGAUUAGGUUCAACAUGCCCCAUGAACACUGUCUUCAAAGCUGCUGAUAUGUUACACCACUUUAACCAUAAAGCAACUAAACACAUUGAAGCGGUAUGCUUUAAAGUGUUACCUGCAUAUACAUGAAU